CAGGAAGCGCCGCCGCCGCCGCCGCUAUGCAUUGUGGGGCAGCGGCAGCAGAUCCAAGAUGGCGGCCAGCAGGAGGCUGAUGAAGGAGCUUGAAGAAAUCCGCAAAUGUGGAAUGAAGAAUUUCCGUAAUAUCCAGGUGGACGAAGCUAACUUAUUGACUUGGCAAGGGCUUAUUGUUCCCGACAACCCUCCAUACGACAAGGGGGCGUUCAGAAUCGAAAUCAACUUUCCUGCAGAGUAUCCAUUCAAACCUCCCAAGAUCACAUUUAAAACGAAAAUCUAUCACCCUAACAUCGAUGAAAAGGGGCAGGUUUGUCUGCCAGUAAUUAGUGCUGAAAACUGGAAACCAGCCACCAAAACUGAUCAAGUAAUCCAGUCCCUCAUAGCACUGGUGAACGACCCCCAACCAGAGCACCCCCUUCGAGCCGACUUAGCCGAAGAAUACUCUAAGGACCGUAAAAAAUUCUGUAAGAAUGCUGAAGAGUUUACAAAGAAAUAUGGUGAAAAACGACCAGUGGACUAAAAACAACAACAACGACAACAACAAAAACAAAACACAACAAAACAAAAACAACAACAACAAAAAAUACACCUGACCGAGUUGAUGUCAGCAAUGUGUGAUAGAAGAGCUGAAGAAGAGCAUUUCAGACACACCCAAAAAGCAGGACUCUCUAUGGAAAUUGACAAGUGUCACCUCUUGGUGUUAACUUGUGGCUGUUAAACUAACUUUCUACCGUUUCUUAAUCAAAAGUGGUCUAGGUAAUCUGUAAAGAAAGGAUUAAAAAUUUAAGAUGUUCUAGUUCUGCUUUCUUUGUUUAAAAUCACUGCUUUAAUGUACUUUAAAAAAUGCUGUUUCCUUUUCCUUUCUCUUUUUUGUUUUCUCCUGGUCACAAUUUAUCAGAAAAAAAGUCUUAGGCUUAUAACUUGCCCUUUAAAUUCAGAAGGUCAUGGCUGUUGUUUCUUAUUUUCCUUUGCAAAUCUCUCUCUUUUUUUUUUUAUUCCCCAUUUUUUUGGUUGCCCCUUAUCCUUCCCUCCUCCCUCCCUCAGACAGAAGAAAACAAAACCACAGCUACUUAAUUUCUUAGCAAAAAGAAAACAGAAAGACAUUUUUUGGGGGAAAAAUAAGAGCUGUUUGUUUUCCCUGUCUUAAAACGUUGCACUGUGUUUUGUGGACAUGGGUCCAAGUUUUUUUCCGACUUUGGUUUGUCACAUAAACGAAUCUGCCGUAUGUACUCCAAAAAAAAAAAAAAAAAAACCCCAAACCCCACCAGAAUCAACCCCAGAUCUGUUGUAAAUCUGGCUGAUGUGGUUACAAUAAUGUUUAUUAAAUGGGGAACUCCAAGCUUUGCUUGCAGGAAGGAAUUGAAUGGCUUGUAUUCUGUUCAGGGGGAGGACAUUUUGGCACAAAAUAUCCUUUAGCAAAGCGGAGUGUAAUUUUCUUUCCCUUCCCUCUUCCCCCCCACCUUCCCUUUUUUUUAAAAAAAAUUACUCUCCACU
Molecule: messenger RNA, 1497 nt
Organism: Pseudonaja textilis
Lineage: Eukaryota; Metazoa; Chordata; Lepidosauria; Squamata; Elapidae
Gene: UBE2L3
Product: ubiquitin conjugating enzyme E2 L3
Source: RefSeq, a predicted model, not a curated record